AUGUUGGUGGUGGAAAGCGGUGGCGACAGUGACGGAGGUGGUGGAAGUCAAUCAUUCGUCUCAGCUGACGUGUCUCUAAUAAGAGCCAUUUGCAAAACCACCGAAGAAUCUGAAGUUUGUGUUUCAGUUUUAUCAUCAGACCCUCAAAGCAUCACCGCCAGUAACAAAACCAGCCUAGCGAGGAUUGCCAUGCAAAUCACAGCAGCAAAGUGCCAUGACAUUUCAUUAUACGCCAACCAACUGCUUCGUACCGCAACAGACCCUGGUUACAAGCAAGACCUGGAGGACUGUAGAGAUAGUUAUGACCAAGUUGAGUUUGGCAUAACCGAUAAAGGUCUGUCAAAUUUUGAUCAAGGGAGAUAUGAAGACGCGGGGAGAUACACUGAAGAUGCUUCUAUUGCUUCUGAAACCUGCGACGAACACGGCAUAAAAGCCUUAAAGCAGAUGAAUACUCUCAUUGGUGACUUCUCUAUUGAUGCAAGGACGAUUGUAAAGAGCUUGUCCAAGUCAUGA
Cornus florida is the source of this 513-nucleotide messenger RNA. RefSeq lists its product as uncharacterized. Lineage: Eukaryota; Viridiplantae; Streptophyta; Magnoliopsida; Cornales; Cornaceae. Gene Ontology annotation, molecular function: enzyme inhibitor activity. The record is from RefSeq and is a predicted model, not a curated record. Bases 1 to 513 code for a protein of 170 amino acids. The transcript has 2 exons.